Messenger RNA from Pseudozyma flocculosa PF-1, 1170 nucleotides. RefSeq lists its product as uncharacterized. Gene Ontology annotation, molecular function: mRNA binding; enzyme activator activity. Gene Ontology annotation, cellular component: P-body. NCBI's taxonomy places the organism in Eukaryota, Fungi, Basidiomycota, Ustilaginomycetes, Ustilaginales, Ustilaginaceae. Gene Ontology annotation, biological process: deadenylation-independent decapping of nuclear-transcribed mRNA; positive regulation of catalytic activity; deadenylation-dependent decapping of nuclear-transcribed mRNA. The transcript is spliced from 6 exons. The coding region runs from base 1 to 1170 and encodes 389 amino acids. The record is from RefSeq and is a predicted model, not a curated record.
AUGACGACCGAGGCCAAGACCGCCUUCAACCUCAAGGUGCUGCGGCGCCAUGACCCCACGAUAGUCGACAUCAUCGACUCGGCAUCCUUCGUGGUCCUCUACAACCACCAGUCCGAAUGGACAAAGACCGGAGUAGAGGGCCCAAUGUUCCUUUUCCGAAGGAACAAGGCGCCCUACCACGGCUUCUUCAUCCUCAACCGCAACGGCGUGGAGAACUUUUCGGCGGAUAUGACACCCGAUGAUGACCUCGAGAUCACGCCCGAGUUCAUCAUCUACCGGCCCGACAGCUCCAGCGAAAACGACGUCUACGGCAUUUGGAUCUUUGAGUCAUCGCAGCGCCUAAGCAUCGGAGAGCAGAUGCUUGCUCUGCAACAGAUGGCGUCGCCUCCGAGCAAGCCCGAGGCUGAGCUCGCGCCCGCACCAAGAGCGCCGCUGGCAGUGCAGGAAGCGUUCGUCGACCCAGGCGCUCCGGUCAACGGCGCUUCGACGGAAGCCGCCUCGACCCCUCAGGCCGAGCCGAUCAGCCUAGAUGCUCUCUUUGGCAGCCCCGCGCCUGCAGAGGCGCCCGUGGAACCCACACAGGCGGCGCACCAGGCGUCCCUGUUGAAUGUCCUCUUCCAGCAAGCUGCGAUCCAGUCGCCCGCAGGCGACACUCCCGCUGCCUCCGAGGAAGAAAAGACAGGUGCAGCGGGGCCCUCGUCAAGAACAGAGCCUUCCAAAGCCAACGGCUCGGAAGCCCCUAACUCGAACGGUUCGGCACAGAAUCUCUUGGCCUUGCUCGGCGUCAAGCCGGCGUCGGACGCUCCCGAUGCACCAGCGCCACCUUCUCCCGUGGCGGCCGCUUCCCGAAAGACCGCCGCCGAGGCAGCGACGCGGGCAGGGACUGACCACCAAGGGGACCAAGCAAUUGUCCCUCCUGCCGCGUCUCAUCGCGAGGGCGAAGGGUCAAAGUCGACCAACGACCAGCCAACGGUCCACGGAGGGCCUGCGCAGGCGCCAAAGAUGAGCGACCUGAUCGCCGACGGCGUCAAAGGCCGCAUCGGCCUCGGAGACGACGGUCAGCCGCUGUCACGGAGAGAGUUCAUCCGCGAGCUCCUGUCCCUCGUCCAUACCGACCCGGCGUUUGUCGACGAGAUCCACGGCAGCUACAUCGAGCAAGUGUCUCGAUGA